GCAAGUACGUCGUAAAUCCAUCGAUCCACUCCUCGUGGAAGUAGGGUGCAUCGCAGCAGCAGCAGCCACCAUGACGGCAACCCGGCGGAUCGCGGCGGCGGCGGCCGUUGCGCUCGUCGUCCUCGCCGCUGCAGCCGGCCUGGCCACGGCGGCGAGCCACGACGACUGCGAGAUGGCGCAGGAGGCGUUCAGCGACUGCGUUAACUACGUGGUGGGCCAAGACGCCGCGGUCACGCAGGACUGCUGCAGGGGCCUCGGCGACGUCAGGGAACUGGGGGACACCAUCGCGAAGCGCCGCACCCUCUGCGCGUGCAUCCUGGAGGAAGCGAUCGCCGCCGCCGGCAAGGUGGACCCGGCACGCGCCGCCGCCCUCCCCGCCGCGUGUAAGGUGCAAGUUGGCUUCAUCCCGACAAAGCCCGACUUUGACUGCUCAACGUAA
Phragmites australis (common reed) is the source of this 439-nucleotide messenger RNA. RefSeq names its product non-specific lipid-transfer protein 3-like. The record is from RefSeq and is a predicted model, not a curated record. Gene Ontology annotation, biological process: lipid transport. Gene Ontology annotation, molecular function: lipid binding. NCBI's taxonomy places the organism in Eukaryota, Viridiplantae, Streptophyta, Magnoliopsida, Poales, Poaceae. Gene Ontology annotation, cellular component: membrane. The transcript has a single exon. Bases 71 to 439 code for a protein of 122 amino acids.